AUGGCAACUACAAAUCUUCAAUUUAAAACAAAUUUCGCUGUUUUCAGCAAAAUAGAGCCGUUUUACAAAGGAGGGAAAGUGCAAAUCAGCAAAGAUGAGAAGUUCAUCUUUUGCAUAUGUGGCUCUCGUGUCAAUGUUUUGGAGAUCAGCACAGGCAAGAUUGUCCACUGUGUUGAGCAUGAUGAUCAAGAGGACAUCACCUCAUUUGCUUUGAGUUGUGAUGACGAGCUGCUGGUAACAGCCAGCAGGGCUCUCCUGCUGAAGCAGUGGGACUGGAGGCAGGCCACCUGCACUCGCUCCUGGAGGGCCAUUCACACGGUUCCUGUGGCCAGUAUGACCUUCGAUUCCACUUCCACCCUUCUGGCUACAGGUGGCUGCGAUGGCACUAUAAAGAUCUGGGAUGUGGUGAAACAGUACUGCACUCACAAUCUUAAAGGAUCAUCUGGUGUAGUUCAUUUAGUCCAGUUCCACCCAGAUAUCGACAGGCUGCAGCUCUUCUCUUCCUCUCUUGACUGUGGCAUUCGCCUGUGGGACCUGCGCUCCAGCCAGUGCGUGUGCGUGCUGCAGAGCCACUUUAGCGCCGUCACCUCUCUCAGCUUCAGCUGUGACGGCAGCACCAUGGUCAGUUCUGGGAGAGACAAAAUCUGCACAGUGUGGAACCUGAAGAAUCGACAAGCCAAGAGGACUGUUCCGGUUUAUGAGGCUGUGGAGGGGGUGGUCGUGCUGCCUCAGAAUGAAGACCUGUCUCAGAUUGGAGUGAAGAACAAGAACUUGCAUUUUAUCACAGCUGGCAGCAAAGGUGUCCUGCGGGUGUGGGAUGCCAGCACGGCUUGCUGCGUUCACACUCAAACUCUGCCAUCCACCCUCACGGCUGGCCCCAAAGAUGAAGAGGAGGAAGACAACUCUCGCAGCCUGACGUACCUUUUUCACCUUCCCGCCUCCUCCAGACUGGCAGCAGUCACUGCAGAACAUAACAUACUCCUCUACCAGUUGCAGUCUCUCACCACACAGCAGCAGUUUGUGGGUUAUAACGACGAGGUGCUGGACGUGAAGUUCCUGGGCAAAGGAGACAGUCAUAUUGUGGUGGCCACCAACAGCUGCCAGCUCAAAGUGUUCGAGCUCCUCAACAACAGCUGCCAGAUCCUCUACGGACACACAGAUACUAUCCUCACUCUGGAUGUAUUCAAGAAAGGAUCUCUGUUUGCAAGCUGUGCAAAGGACAGGUCAGUGCGCGUGUGGCAGAUGGACAGCGACAGUGGCCAGGUGAGAUGCGUGGCUCAGGGCUCCAGCCACACCAACGCCGUGGGCUCCAUCAGCUGCUCCAGGAUUAAAGCGUCUUUCCUGGUGACUGGCAGUCAGGACUGUACGGUGAAAGUGUGGGACCUACCUGCAGAGUUCUCUACCACAGAGGACGACCUGUAUCAGCUGACUCCCCGAGCAACAGAGAAGGCUCAUGAUAAGGAUGUAAACAGUGUCGCAGUAUCUCCUAAUGACAAGCUGCUGGCAUCGGGUUCUCAGGACCGCACAGCCAAGCUGUGGUCUUUGACAGGGGAGGGAAGCUUGGGCCUCUUGGGGGUGUUUCGGGGCCACCGCCGCGGCGUCUGGGCCGUCUGCUUCUCUCCGGUUGACCAGGUUCUGGCGAGCUCUUCCGCAGAUGGCACCACCAAACUGUGGAGCCUGCAGGACUUCAGCUGCCUCAAGACAUUUGAGGGCCACGAUGCAUCAGUCCUUAAGGUCAUCUUUGUGAGCCGUGGCACUCAGCUGCUGACCAGUGGCUCAGAUGGUUUAGUGAAGCUGUGGACCAUAAAAACCAAUGAGUGUGUGAAGACGCUGGAUGCCCACCAGGACAAAGUGUGGGGUCUUCACGCCAGUCGCAAAGAUGACAAGAUGGUGACGGGCUCAGCUGACUCCAACAUCACAGUGUGGGAGGAUGUGACCGAGGUGGAGCUGGCAGAGGAACAGGCCAAGCAGGAAGACCAGAUACUCAAGAAGCAGGAGUUGUCAAACCUGCUCCAUGAGAAGAAAUAUCUGAAGGCACUGGGUCUCGCCAUCUCUCUGGACCAGCCUCACACAGUGCUCACGGUUAUUAAAGCGAUUCGUCAGGGCGCCGACGGCCAGGAGCUGCUGGAGAAGACGGUGCUGAAGCUGCGAGUAGAUCAAAAAGAGUCCCUGCUGCGCUUCUGUGUGGUGUGGAACACCAACGCUAGGAACUGUUUGGAUGCCCAGGCCGUCCUCAGGGUGCUGCUCACACACCUGCCCCCCGAGGAGCUGCUGCAGUACCAGGGAGCCCGGACACACCUGGAGGGCCUCAUCCCGUACACAGAGAGACACAUGCAGAGGAUUGGCAAUCUGCUGCAGGCCUCCAUGUUCCUAAACUACAUGUGGCAGAAGAUGAGGGUGGCUGGAGCGACUGUGAGUGUGGGCCAAGACGAGGACAUGGAAACUACUCCUCUGGCACUGGGCCAGCCUCUGUUUGUGGUUGACAAAGAGAAAGAAAAGAGCAGCGUUGACGAGAGGCUCGACCAAGACAAUCACAGUGAGCAAGACGAGGACCCAAGUGGCCUCAUGGAAGACGAAGAGUACGCCGAUGAGGUUAGUGCCACCAAGAAAGCCUCGACCCAUGAGAGGCGGAUAGAAACCAAUGGCAACCACCAUUCUGAAAGCGAGGAGAGCUCCGAAGAGGAAGAGACAGAAGAAAAUGACAGGGAGCAGGUGCAGCUGGUGAAAAAUGUCCCAGUUUCUUGCGUAACACAGUGUCAGACUUCAAGCUGA
Molecule: messenger RNA, 2772 nt
Organism: Menidia menidia (Atlantic silverside)
Lineage: Eukaryota; Metazoa; Chordata; Actinopteri; Atheriniformes; Atherinopsidae
Source: the annotation of a GenBank genome assembly